Messenger RNA from Panicum virgatum (switchgrass), 1164 nucleotides. Its product is annotated as heavy metal-associated isoprenylated plant protein 5-like. Gene Ontology annotation, molecular function: metal ion binding. The record is from RefSeq and is a predicted model, not a curated record. The coding region runs from base 1 to 1164 and encodes 387 amino acids. Lineage: Eukaryota; Viridiplantae; Streptophyta; Magnoliopsida; Poales; Poaceae. The transcript has 2 exons.
AUGGCGCCUGUCAUCCUCGCCAUGGACGUGCACUGCGACAGCUGCGCCAAGAAGAUCCGGAAAGCCAUCAUGAAGAUGCCUGGGGCGGAGAGCGUGACCGCGUCCUACGAGACCGGGCUCGUGGUGGUCGAGGGCACGGCCGACGCGGCGGCGGUCAUGGCGCGGCUCCGAGCCAAGACGAACAAGGCCGUCAGGGUCGUGAGCGACGGCGUGGAGGAGGAGGGGCAGGCGGCGGCCGCCGGCGCCAGCGGCAGCGUCUACGCUAAUCCGCCGUCGCCUGCUGGUGGCGCGCCAGCUUACUCUCCAGCUCCGGCGCCGCCCAUCGUCCUGGAGAUGGACCUCCACUGCAGGUCCUGCGCCGAGAAGGUCGAGAGGCGCGUCAUGGAGAUCCCAGGUACACGCGCGCGCGUGUGCUUAGCUUGUUCACCUUUCUCAUCUGCUCGGAACAUGACGCCGCACGUCCUGUGCGCGCGCGUUCGACUUCCGUGCGUGCGUGCAGGCGUGGACGCGGUGACCACUGACGUGCCGGGGCGCCGGGUGGAGGUCACCGGCACGGCGGACGCCUCGGCGGUGGCGACGAGCCUCGAGGUCAGGACGAGGAAGGCCAUCAGGGUCGUCAGCGACCCCAGGAGCGCGGGGCGAGACAUGCCGGCAGGGUACGAGCACGAGCAGCGGAAGGCGGCCGCGGCGCGAGCGGCGGCGGAGCAGACGCAGGAGAUGUACGGGUACUGGGCGACGGCGCACGCGGAGCCGUGGGAGGAGGCGGCGGCGGCGGCUACCGACUACGCUAGCAACCACUCGACGGUCCCGCUGUCGUCAAGCAGUGGUGGCAUGCCUCCGUCUCCGCCCGCGUCGUUGUCGUCGUACGGUGGCCCUCCGCCGGAAGGAGGGUACGGCGACCAACACUGGGCAGCGCCCGCCCCACCGUCGGGGGAUUUCUAUAUGCCUGAAGGAGGUGAAUGCUACGGACAGUACCCACCGCCGGUGGGCGCCUUGUAUACGCAUCAAGGAGGAGAUUGUUUCGGGCAGCAGUACUGGCGGCCGGCGUACCCACCGCCGGAACCCGAGCCGGAGGGUUACUAUCCAUACGGCGGCCAGCGAGAGGACUACUAUCCAUACGGUGGCCAGCCGGAUGAGAAUCCUGGCAGUUGUUCCAUCCAGUGA